This is a messenger RNA of Corvus hawaiiensis (hawaiian crow), 2958 nucleotides long. It is a transcript of the gene VRK1, whose product is annotated as VRK serine/threonine kinase 1. Gene Ontology annotation, biological process: peptidyl-serine phosphorylation; signal transduction. The record is from RefSeq and is a predicted model, not a curated record. The transcript is spliced from 14 exons. Gene Ontology annotation, molecular function: protein serine/threonine kinase activity; ATP binding. Gene Ontology annotation, cellular component: cytoplasm; nucleus. NCBI's taxonomy places the organism in Eukaryota, Metazoa, Chordata, Aves, Passeriformes, Corvidae. The coding region runs from base 102 to 1364 and encodes 420 amino acids.
GGUGGUGCCGGGGCGGGCGGGCCGCUUGGGGCCGCGGGCAGUGCGGGAAUUUCGGACCGGGAGGAAGGAGCGGCGCCGGGCCCGCUCGCGCAGGAGGGAAAAUGCCAAAUAAUAAGAAAACUGCUGGAAAAAGAGCCCCUGCAAAGAGGAAACUUGCUGAAGUGUUUGGUCUGGGGGAGGUUCUUGCAGAUACAUCAAGAAAAGAAUGGAAAUUAGGUGCCCCUAUAGGGCAGGGAGGCUUUGGACGCCUAUACCUUGCUGAUGUUAAUUCUUCAAAGGCGGUUGGCAGUGAUGCCCCUUAUGUUGCAAAAGUGGAACCCAGCCAGAAUGGACCUCUUUUUACUGAGUUAAAGUUCUACAUGCGAGCUGCUAAGCCAGAUGAAAUUCAGAAGUGGACUAAGUCCCAUAAACUGAAAUAUUUAGGUGUACCAAGAUACUGGGGUUCUGGCUUGCAUGAAAGAAAUGGAAACAGCUAUCGAUUUAUGAUAAUGGACCGAUUUGGCAGAGAUCUUCAGAAGAUAUAUGAAGAGAAUGCAAAGCAGUUUCCCCAUAAAACUGUACUACAAUUAGGCCUGAGAAUACUUGAUAUUCUGGAAUAUGUCCAUGAGCAUGAAUAUGUGCAUGGAGACAUCAAGGCUGCAAACCUCCUUCUGAGUUACAAGAACCCUAAUCAGGUGUACUUGGUGGAUUACGGACUCGCCUACCGAUACUGUCCUGAAGGAGCUCACAAAGUAUAUAAAGAAGAUCCUAAAAGGUGCCAUGAUGGAACUAUUGAAUAUACCAGUAUUGAUGCACACAAGGGUGUGGCACCAUCAAGACGUGGCGAUCUGGAGAUCUUGGGUUACUGUAUGAUUCAUUGGCUUAGUGGCCGUCUACCAUGGGAAGAUAAUUUGAAAGAUCCAAAUUUUGUCAGAGACUCAAAAAUCAGAUGUAGAGAUAAUAUUUCCAUUUUGAUGGACAAAUGCUUUCCUGGGAAAGAUAAACCAGAUGAAAUAGCCAAAUAUAUGGAAAAGGUGAAGCUAUUGAGCUAUGAAGAGACACCUGUUUAUCAGCAUUUCCGAGAAAUACUUCUGCAAGGUCUCAAGGCCAUUGGGCAAAAAGAUGAUGGCGUGCUUGACUUUGGCUUGGCAGAGAAUGGAGACUUUCAAAGAAAUCCCGUGCAAAAGAUGGAUCAAAGUACAUGUAAGAAAAGAAGAAAGGCAGCAGCUGCAGCCAGUGAGGGCACUGAGGCGGAAAUGGAAGAUACAGGAAGUCCAAAAAAAAAGAAAGCUGCUACUUCUAAUGCAGUUGCUGCCAGAACCCAGAAGAUGACCUUACCAAAACUCAAGAAAAACACAGCAACUAGAAAGAGACUCCAGAAGUAAAUAAUAUAUGGAGCAACAAAUUAAGUUGCUCAGUGGCUCAUUUCUGUGUUUUGGUUUUUUUUUUUUUCUUGUAGCACUGGAAUCUAUUUCUUUCCUUUUUAAAUGAUGACUCCUAUAAAAACACGGACUGUUGUUUGUACCUGUUUUUGAAUGUUUUAUUAAAAUAUUUGCAUAAUUUAUGUAUACUUAGAUACUAAUGCAAAAUUUUGCCAACUUUUGAAGUGGGGAUGCAUUUUUAUUCUUUAUAUACAUGAAUUCAUGUCUUAAAGGCAAACUAAAAGAGAGUCCCUUUUUCCAGCUUUAUAAUGUAGAGAUAAAGCCUUAUUUAAUAGUUUCAUUAUGGAUACUAUAUAAGAAACAGCAGUGUUGCAUCUGAUUUCUCACAGUUUUGAGUAAAGUCAUAUUGGUGGUCACAUAGAUGUACACUGAGAUGAAGUCUGAAAAAGCAGAAAUAGCUUUUAAAUAUUUUUCAAGUGUUUGAAUUAAAACCAGAACAUAAGGCAAAAAUCAUGUCCUUCCAUUCUAGUUUGUAUAAAAUGCAUUUAAACAAUUCUUUGAAAGACAGGUACUGAAUUUUGGCCUUUUUUUUUUUGCAUAGUAUUUGUGUUUAUAUCACUUUUCCAAUUAUUUACAAUUUCUCUGGGAAGAAAGAGACCAGAAUUUUAGACAAAGGGCCAAGGGCAAAGAAAAGAACCAACCAAAAACCAAUGCCUAUUCUCAACCACCCCCUCAGGUUUUCUUUUUAUAUUAGUGAAAAGACUGGAAAAGUUAUAAUUGUGAGUAACUUUGUGCAGGAUCUAGUUCCAGUUCUCAUAGCAACAUAAUGGUUUACCUUUUCAGUACUUGAGGAGCAUGUAAUCUUCCAAAUCCUUUUGUAAAAGUACUUUGUUGCUUGGCUUUCAGUCCUCUCUUCAGAGUUGUAAGUCAAAAAAUAGUGUUGAAUUUCAGUGUGAAACACUACCACUUUUCAUGUAUCUACUGCAGCAUACACAUAAGGCAUGAACAUCAUUCUUAUCAGGGCAACUGAAAGUUGGGCAAAUCAAAAGGAAUCCAUAUGAGCCAGUGAGAGUGUGUCUGUGUGGAUGUCCAGCUUGCUUGAUUGUAUAAUGUCUGAGUAACUGCUCAGGAGAUUAAAUAAGUAUGUUGUAGCAUGAAAUGCUGAAUGAAUGAAUGAUGAGGUUUUGUUUUGUAACAAGGGAAUCCGUUGUUUUGAAAUAAAACUGGAAUACCACAUUUAAAAGGUGCUUUCUCAUUUCUGUUGACUGUUAGGCUCAUUUUCCUGGGUUUUAGCAAAGUGUGGCUGACAACUUUAAGCAUAGCAUUCUCUUCAUUUCAGAUGUAAAAAUAGGACUGCUAAAGCCUCUGUCAUGUUUAAAACUCCUCAAAUCAAACUAUCAUUUUAAUGUCUUCGUUUAAUCAUUUUGUUCAGAAAGUAUGUUACACUGCUCUGAAUAGCUAUUGUCAGGAAGGCAUACGGUAUUCUCUUCCUUGUCACAUACUCAAAGUUAAUGUCAUUCUUUUGUACUUCAGUUGUUUGACAUUUUAUUUUUUUAGUAACUUAUUUACCAGUAAACUUCCUUUGAUUACUUUCCAA